Messenger RNA from Phlebotomus argentipes, 1062 nucleotides. It is a transcript of the gene Syx13, whose product is annotated as syntaxin-12. NCBI's taxonomy places the organism in Eukaryota, Metazoa, Arthropoda, Insecta, Diptera, Psychodidae. The record is from RefSeq and is a predicted model, not a curated record. Gene Ontology annotation, molecular function: SNAP receptor activity; SNARE binding. Gene Ontology annotation, cellular component: membrane; SNARE complex; endomembrane system. Gene Ontology annotation, biological process: vesicle-mediated transport; intracellular protein transport; vesicle fusion. Bases 255 to 1055 code for a protein of 266 amino acids. The transcript has 3 exons.
GACACACAGAGUGAGGAUUUAAAUCCCCAGCCGAAUGUUCGAAAUUCGAAAACGCACACACACACUCGCAAACAGCUGAUUUGACGUUUGUGACUUUGACAGCGGAUUUUUUCUUUUGUGUGUGCGAAAAAGUGAAAAGCAGAGGUAGUUUUUGUUAGUUUUGAGUCCUUGUGCACCGCUCCAAUUGGUCGCAGUGUGUCCAGCCAUUGGCAAAUCCGCGUGGUAUCCUCGCCAGAACACCAACAGAGUGCAUCAUGUCUCGAGGAUUUAACAACAAUUACGGCGCCACGAGCAGCACAGCCGUGCCCGAUGUUGUGUCCUUCAGUCCCACUGAGUUCAUCUCCCUGUGCGAGAAUGUGGCGCACAACAUCGGCUCCGUCAAGUCCGGAUGGCAGGCGCUGGAGAAGAGCAGUAAGAUUAUCGGCACGCAGCGCGACAAUCAGCAAGCCAGGGACAAAGUGCACCAAGUGCAGAUGUCCACGAAUCAGAAGAUAACGGCCACCAGCAAGGAUCUGCAGCGGCUGGCGGCCAUUGUGCGCGGCGGCGACAAGCAGCAGAAGCUGCAGGUGGAGAAGCUGACGUCGGACUUCAAGAUUGUUGUGGAGAAGUACUCGAGCAGCCAGCAAGCGAUCGCCACGCGGAUGAAGGCGUCGCUGCUGCUCAACGCGUCGCAGCAUGACGACCUGGAAGCGUCGGCGCAGGAGACGCAGCAACUGAUGCAGGCGCAGCGUACCCAGCAGCAGCAGCUGCAGCUGGAGCAGGAUCUGGUGCUGGAGCGCGAGUCGCGCAUGCGGCAGAUCGAGGCGGACGUGCUGGAUGUGAACCAGAUCAUGCGGGACCUGAAUGUGAUGGUGAGCCAGCAGGGCGAGACAAUUGACACCAUCGAGAGCAGCAUCGAGAACACGCGCGGCAACAUCGAGGAGGGCGCGUCUGAGCUGAUGAAGGCGGCCGAGAAUCAGGCCAAGUACCGCAAGAAGGUGCUGAUCCUGCUGAUAAUCGCUGUGAUAAUAGGGUUAAUUGUUACGGGAAUAAUUGUUGCACGGCUCAAGAGUUAAUUUUAUU